AUGGUACGCAAAAGGGUUGAAAUCAAGAAAAUCGAGGAAAAACCAAAGAUGUACACAACUUUCACAAAAAGACGUCAAGGCCUCUUCAAGAAAACCAAAGUUCUUUGCACAAUGUGCGAAGCUGAGGCGGCGAUUCUCACUUUUUCCAAGGCUGGAAACGCCUUUUUUUUCGGCCACCCAAGCGUGGAGUCCGUGUUGAAUAGAUACUUCACUGAUCCUUCUUCUUCUCUGACUAAAAACGAAGAUGAGAAGGUGAUGCCUCCGACUUCUUCUUCUCUUACGAGAAACGAAGAUGAGGUGGUGAUGCCUCCAAUGUCUGAGGCGGAGAAAAAGAUUGUGGAGUUGAUUGGGCAGGGAAGGGCAUCAUGGGAUGUUGGCGUUCAGAAUUUAGGGCUUCUUGAGCUUGAUGAACUCGAGGCGGCGAUUCAAGAAAUAAAGUGCAAGGUGGUGGCACAGUCAAGGGAGAUUAUAAGCAACGGCGAGGAUCAGGACUAA
Messenger RNA from Fraxinus pennsylvanica, 495 nucleotides. The record is from the annotation of a GenBank genome assembly. Lineage: Eukaryota; Viridiplantae; Streptophyta; Magnoliopsida; Lamiales; Oleaceae.